AUGGGACACACGGCUGACAAGCCUGAUCCCAUAGCUUCUCACGAGAGAUCGCCUCUCAUGGCUACCACUCGCACGGAAGAUGAGCAUGGGCAUUCUGUUCGACCUCAUUUGGUUACCGAAUCGUCUAAAAGCAUCUGGUACUUGCUUCUGUUGACUCUUUCUAUUGGCGGACUCCAGAUCGUAUGGUCCGUUGAACUUUCCAAUGGCUCGCCCUUUCUCUUAUCCCUCGGGAUGAGCAAAUCGCUUCUUGCCUUUGUCUGGAUAGCUGGCCCUUUGACCGGCGGUCUGGUGCAGCCUUACAUCGGCAUCAGAAGCGACAACUGCCGUAUGCCAUGGGGGAAAAGGAAACCAUUCAUGGUCGCUGGUAGCGCCGCUACAGUUGUUGCAUUGCUAGCACUGGCGUGGGUCAAAGAGAUCGUGGGUGGUUUUCUAUCGGUCUUCGGGGCUGAUCCAGCUUCCGGAGGUGUCAAGGUCUCAAUCAAUAUCGUGGCAACCAUUCUCAUGUAUUGUCUCGAUUUUGCCAUCAAUACGGUGCAAGCUGCUAUCAGAGCUUUCAUAGUCGACAACUGUCCCGCUCAUCAGCAGGAACUGGCAAAUGCCUGGGCUAGUCGGAUGACAGGCGUUGGCAAUAUUCUAGGCUACAUAUUCGGCUAUAUGGAUCUUCCAAGGAUUGUCCCGUUCCUAGGUAAUACACAGUUCAAGGUUCUCUGUGUGCUCGCUUCGGUUUCGCUCAGUGCAACUAUUGGGAUCAGCUGUGCAUACAUCAAAGAACGAGACCCUCAGCUGGACCCGCCUGUGACGGAUAAGCUGGGCGUCAUUUCCUUCUUCCGGCAGAUCAUCAAGUCCAUUCAGAAUCUGCCGACACAAAUUGCCCGGGUCUGCCAAGUGCAGAUCGCAGCGUGGGUGGGCUGGUUCCCAUUCCUGUUCUACUCAACCACCUACAUCGGACAGCUCUACGUGAAUCCAAUCUUUGCGAGCAAUCCCCACCUCUCCAAAGAAGAGGUUGAUCAGGCCUGGGAAGAUGCGACUCGCGUCGGAACAUUUGCGCUCCUUAUUUAUGCGAUUAUCUCGUUUCUCGCAAAUACAUUGCUCCCUCUUUUCGUGGUCCCGACUUACGACCCCGUGCCGACAAAUAUCCCUCACCGGGUAAACAUUGACGAUGCGUCUGACGACGAAGACCCAGCCGCGAGGCGAUUGUCAUUCUCUAGCAUGCCGACAGGCAAUGCAUCCGAGCCGCUUCUCGAUGGAAACGGAGUGGCACAGGAAACUGAGGGGAAGCCGACUUGGCUCACUCGUCUGCAGAUCCCAGGCUUGACGCUUCGCCAAGUUUGGUUCUUCUCUCAUCUGCUCUUCGCGCUUUGCAUGUUCAGCACUAUCUUCAUCUAUUCACACCAGGCCGGCUCGGCGUUUGUCGGACUGAUUGGUAUCUCUUGGGCUGUUGCCCUGUGGGCGCCGUUUGCUCUGAUUUCGGCCGAGGUGGCUAGAAUUGAUCCAUCUCGACGACACCGUCAGGUGAGCCGAGCUCAAGCUGAGGAUCAUGAUGAGCGCAGCAAUCUCACUGGUGAGGAUGUUGAGAUCGGCCACACUAGAGAUACUCACGAGGGUGGGGACGUCGCUCAGGCGGGUAUCAUUCUCGGUCUGCACAACAUGGCAGUGUCUUUGCCCCAAAUUCUGUCUAGUCUUGUAUGCAGUGCUAUAUUUAAGGCUGCUCAAAAGCCCCGAGGAGAACCUUGGGAUGACAGCGUGGGGUGGGUCUUGAGAUUCGGCGGGUGCGCGGCUCUGGUCGCCGCCUGGUUGACGCGGAGGGUUUCCGAUGGAUCUAGAUAG
Molecule: messenger RNA, 1827 nt
Organism: Penicillium brevicompactum
Lineage: Eukaryota; Fungi; Ascomycota; Eurotiomycetes; Eurotiales; Aspergillaceae
Product: putative sucrose transporter
Exons: 4
Coding region: 1-1827 (608 amino acids)
Cellular component (GO): membrane
Molecular function (GO): sucrose:proton symporter activity
Source: RefSeq, a predicted model, not a curated record